AUGGCGUCUGAAAUUGUUGAGAAAGCCAAGGAACUCUUCAUUGGUGAAACUGUGUACGUUGACGAAGUGGCAGGUUCCGAUGAAGCCGGUAACGGUACUCAGUCGGCUCCCUUCAAAUCCGCCCUCAAGGCUCUUGAAGCCAAAGGCGAGUCUGUCAAGAUUUUGGUCAAGAAAGAUGAGGAAGGUUUCAAAGAGAUUUCCGGUGCUGCUUUGAAAAAGGCCAAGAAGACCCUUGCCGAACAACAGCGCAAGAAGCAGAAGCAGGAAGAACAAAAGCUCAAGCAAGAUGAAGAAUUGAAGAAGAAGGCCGAAGAAGAAGCCAAGGCUCUUGAAUACGCCAAGUCCGUCGUUCUUACUGAAGAUACCAGCUUGCCCAAGGCUGAAAAGAUCAAGAUCAAGCAGGGUGUUGCUUCUCGCGGUAAGCGUGUCAAGGUGUCCGGUUGGGUUCAUCGUCUUCGUGUUCAAGGAAAAGACAUGAUGUUCGUGAUUAUCCGUGACGGUACCGGAUUUUUGCAGUGUGUGCUGACUGGCAAAUUGUGUCACACCUUUGACGCCGUUACUCUCACUGUUGAAUCCACCAUCACUGUCUAUGGUGUAAUCAACGCUCUUCCCGAAGGCAAAACUGCCCCUGAUCACCACGAAUUGGUGGUUGACUACUGGCAGCUUGUUGGCAAGGCUCCUGGUGGCGAUGAUGCUUUCAACAACAAGGUCACUCCUGAUGCGGAGCCUUCGUACUUGUUGGACAACCGUCAUCUCGUCCUCCGUGGUGAAACCGCUUCCGCUGUGCUUAAAGCUAGAGCUGAAGUGAUCAAGGCUUUCCGUGCCCAUUACGAAUCUCGCGGUUACACUGAAGUGACUCCCCCCUGUAUGGUCCAAACUCAGGUCGAAGGUGGUUCCACCUUGUUCGAGUUCAACUACUACGGUCAAACCGCUUAUUUGACUCAAUCCUCCCAGCUUUAUUUGGAAACCUGUCUUCCUUCGUUGGGUGAUGUGUUCUGUUUGGCCGAAUCGUACCGUGCUGAAAAGUCGCAUACUCGCAGACAUUUGUCUGAAUACUCUCACUUGGAAGCCGAAAUGGCUUUCAUCUCUUUUGAUGAAAUGUUGGAAAAGCUGGAAGAUUUGAUCUGCGAUGUGAUUGAACGUGUUCUCGCUGAUGAACCUACUCGCAAACUUAUCGAACAACUCAACCCUGACUUUAAGCCUCCUUCUAGACCUUUCAUGCGCAUGAAGUACGCUGAUGCCAUUGAAUACCUUAAAGCCAACGACAUCAAGAAGGACGACGGUACCUUUUACGAAUUUGGUGAAGACAUUCCCGAGGCUCCUGAACGUGCCAUGACCGACAAGAUCAACCGUCCCAUCUUCCUCACUCACUUCCCUCACGAGAUCAAGGCCUUCUACAUGCAAAAGUCGCCUGAAGACCGACGUGUCACCGAAAGUGUUGAUGUAUUGAUGCCUGGUGUGGGUGAAAUCGUGGGUGGUAGUAUGAGAAUGGACAACAGAGAGGAACUGUUGGAAGCAUACAAGAGAGAAGGUAUUGACCCUGCUCCUUACUACUGGUACACUGAUCAGCGCAAGUACGGUACUUCUCCUCACGGUGGUUACGGUCUUGGUGUCGAACGUUUCCUUGCUUGGCUCCUUAACCGAUACACUGUGCGUGAUUGCCAGCUGUAUCCCCGUUUCACUGGUAGAUGCACUCCUUAG
Radiomyces spectabilis is the source of this 1701-nucleotide messenger RNA. RefSeq lists its product as uncharacterized. The transcript is spliced from 7 exons. Gene Ontology annotation, biological process: asparaginyl-tRNA aminoacylation. NCBI's taxonomy places the organism in Eukaryota, Fungi, Mucoromycota, Mucoromycetes, Mucorales, Radiomycetaceae. The record is from RefSeq and is a predicted model, not a curated record. Gene Ontology annotation, molecular function: asparagine-tRNA ligase activity; ATP binding; nucleic acid binding. Gene Ontology annotation, cellular component: cytoplasm. The coding region runs from base 1 to 1701 and encodes 566 amino acids.